UGGGGAGGUGCUCGUCGACGACUCACCGCGUUCGAGCGAUUCGAACCCUAAUCGAAGCGUAGGGCUUCUCCGAAACAAGUGGAAGCUUCGGGUGGUCUUCCUUCAGAACGCCUCAAUCCGAUCUCCUCGCCAAUAGAACAAUCUACGGCGAUUCAGGUUUUUACCUCCUUUGAUCCGGCAGUAAAUAGCUAGAAGGGUGGCAAUUUGCUGCGAAACCUAUAAUGCGGGCAUUGAGAUGCAGUACAUAUAUAUAUUGUGGGCAUAUGAGAUGGGGAUAACCUACUUCAGGCGUCAAACAUUUCCAUGAUGAUUGAGAUACAAUGUCCAGGGGUCUAGCUUCUAAUAGCAAAUACAGCUAUAACCACCUUAAUGGGAAAGGUGCAUCUGAAGCAAUUGAUGUACAUGAUAUUACAGUCAAGAAGAGCAGAUUACGAAUUUUCUUAUCAUACUUUGGGGCUGCUGUGUUUCUUACAGCUACCUUCUAUUUAGUUGUGUUGAAGGAAUUGUGUAUCAGCUCCAUUUGGAGCAUUCUUGUGUGUUUUUCCUUGGCCAAAGUUCUGCAUCACAAGCCUAUCAAGAAAGAAUCAGUGGUGAUUAUGCCAGCAUUUGGUGUUCAACUUGAAACUCAUUACUGGAGCGGAAGGGUCACCUGCCGUUUUGUCCCCAUCAGCAAGAUACUCAAACCGGUGUUGAAUGAAUGUGUGACUCCUGUAACUUGUCACUGGAGCUUGGCUUUAAUUCUGCGUGACGAGGAUGAGCUUAUGUUAGUUUUCCAGAAAUUGCAACCACCCGUAAGGAUGUUGGUCCCUGUGUGGAAAGCCUUGUGUGCUGCCAGCCACUGACUGCAAAAGAAAUCAGCACCAUCUGAACGCCUGUGCAGGUAAUUCUGCAUAGUUAUGCUUCAGGGAAGUGAAUUGUGAGGGAGAAACUCUAUGAAAAGCGGAUGUUGUGAGAGAGGCACCCAAGGAUGUCAGCAGCCUGUUGUCUCACGCUGAUUCGAAUGCGAUGGUAUAAUAUGUUAUCAUUUGAGGCAGUGCUGGGUAGCAUAUAUCUUGCAUUUGACACUGACUAGGGCAGAAAACCUAUACGGUUUCUCUGCCUAUAAAAGGAAAUUAAAUCCAAGGUCUUCUAGAUGAUGACCUGCAGCUUGGGUACUUUGUGGUAUCCUUGCAGCCCAUUCGGAUACAUGAUGAACAGCUGACCUGCAGGUCUCAAACAGUAUGAUAGAUGAGAUGGUUGUGUAUCUGUGCCCGUAUGGUGAUUACCAUCUUUGUUGUUUUUCCUCCUGCUGUUUUAGAAUCUUGGUAGAUUACUUGUUCUUGGAACUCAUAAUUGUUAUACCAUUCUUCAUUUUGUUUUAUGGUUUGUUUUAGUAAUUGGUCACAUAUAUUGUCAUUGAUGUCUUGUUCUUGGGUUCUUGCUACAUGAUGGACAAUAAAUUUGAUUCCUAGUUUCUUGUA
This is a messenger RNA of Musa acuminata subsp. malaccensis (wild Malaysian banana), 1460 nucleotides long. RefSeq lists its product as uncharacterized. Gene Ontology annotation, biological process: GPI anchor biosynthetic process. Gene Ontology annotation, cellular component: glycosylphosphatidylinositol-N-acetylglucosaminyltransferase (GPI-GnT) complex. Lineage: Eukaryota; Viridiplantae; Streptophyta; Magnoliopsida; Zingiberales; Musaceae. The record is from RefSeq and is a predicted model, not a curated record.